UCAUUUGGUGUUCGGGUCCGCAUACUUUGGCACUGGAACAUUACCUAUACAUUUAGACGAUGUCAAAUGUACAGGAACUGAACCAAUCUUAUCUCAAUGUCAACAUAAAGGCUGGGGAAAACAUGAUUGUGAACACAAUAACGAUGUUGGCAUUUCAUGUACACCAGUUCGAUUGGUUAACGGGUCAAAUCAAUAUGAAGGGAGACUAGAAGUAUGGCAUGAUGGGUCUUGGGAAACAGUAUGCGAUGAUGGAUUUGACACGCUAUCAGCAAGUGUUGUUUGUAGGAUGCUUCACUUUCAGCAGUCGCAUCCUUUGGUAUUCGAGUCUUCGUACUUCGGAACUGGAGCAUUACCAAUAUUUUUCGACGAUUUUAAAUGUGCAGGAACUGAAACAAGUUUAUUUCAAUGUCGCCAUAAUGGUUUGAGAACACAUGUCUGCAAUCACAAUGACGAUGUGGGUAUAUCAUGUACACCAGUUCGACUAGUUAACGGGUCGCAUCAAUAUGAAGGGAGACUGGAAGUAUGGCAUAAUGGAUCUUGGGGAACAGUUUGCGAUGAUCAGUUUCAAGUGCUGUCAGCAACUGUUGUUUGUAAAAUGCUUCAUUAUCCUAGGACGAAUCCUCUGGUAUUCGCGGAAGCACACUUUGGCGCAGGUACAUCCCCAAUACAUUUAGACAAUGUAAAAUGUAGAGGAACUGAAACUAGCUUACUUCAAUGCUCACAUGGAGGUUGGGGAAAACAUAAUUGUGUCCACAAUGAAGAUGUUGGCAUAUCAUGUACCCCGGUUCGAUUGGUUAACGGGUCAAAUGAAUAUGAAGGGAGACUAGAAGUAUGGCAUGGUCGGUCUUGGGGAACAGUAUGCGAUGAUGAGUUUGAUACACUGUCAGCAACUGUUGUCUGUAUGAUGCUAAAUUAUCAACAGACGAAUCCUUUGGUGUUCGGGUCCGCAUACUUCGGAGCUGGAACAUUACCUAUACAUUUAGAUGAUGUCAAAUGUACGGGAAAUGAAACAACCUUAUAUCAGUGCCAGCAUAAUAAUUGGGGAGCACAUGAUUGUUAUCACAAUGACGAUGUUGGCAUAUCAUGUACACCAGUUCGAUUGGUGAACGGUUCAAAUCAAUAUGAAGGGAGACUGGAAGUAUGGCAUAAAGGGUCAUGGGGAACAGUAUGCGAUGAUAAGUUUGAUGCGAUGUCAGCAACUGUUGUUUGUGGGAUGCUACAUUAUCAACAGACUAAUCCUUUCGUAUUUGGAUCCGCAUAUUUCGGCGCUGGAGCAUUACCGAUACAUUUAGACGAAGUAAAAUGUAAGGGAACUGAGACAAGCUUAACUCAAUGUCAACAUAAAGGUUCGGGGAAACAUGAUUGUGAUCACAAUGACGAUGUUGGCAUUUCAUGUACACCAGUUCGAUUGGUUAACGGAUCGAAUCAAUAUGAAGGGAGACUAGAAGUAUGGCAUGAUGGGGCAUGGGGAACAGUAUGUGAUGAUGGGUUUGAUGUGCUGUCAGCAACUGUUGUUUGUAGGAUGCUAAACUAUCCACAGACUAAACCUCUGGUAUUUGGUUCCGCACACUUUGGCGCUGGACAAUUAUCAAUACAUUUAGACGAUGUCAAAUGUACGGGAAAUGAAACAACCUUAUCUCAAUGCCACCAUAACGAAUGGGGAACACAUGCUUGUUAUCAUAAAAACGAUGUUGGCAUUUCAUGUACACCAGUCCGAUUGGUUAACGGAUCAAACCAAAUUGAAGGAAGACUGGAAGUAUGGUAUAAUGGGAAUUGGGGAACAGUUUGCGAUGAUGGGUUUGGUGCGCUGUCAGCUAGUGUUGUUUGUAAGAUGCUUCAUUAUCCAGGGACCAAUCCUCUAGUAUUUGAGAAGGCACACUUUGGCGCUGGGUUAUUAUUGCCAAUAUAUUUAGACGACGUUAGAUGUACGGGAACUGAAACAGUCUUAUCUCAAUGUUCGCAUAUAGGUUGGGGAAAUCAUAAUUGUGCUCACAGUGAAGAUGUCGGCAUAUUGUGUAAAUGAAAUAAUAGUUCUUAAUACAAAAUAAUUCGUAUAUUUUACGUGCUAAAACAAGUUG
Messenger RNA from Ruditapes philippinarum (Manila clam), 2078 nucleotides. RefSeq names its product deleted in malignant brain tumors 1 protein-like. NCBI's taxonomy places the organism in Eukaryota, Metazoa, Mollusca, Bivalvia, Venerida, Veneridae. Bases 287 to 2023 code for a protein of 578 amino acids. The transcript is spliced from 13 exons. The record is from RefSeq and is a predicted model, not a curated record. Gene Ontology annotation, cellular component: membrane.